ACAUGUCUGAAGCAUUUAAUAGUGUAAUUUUACAUGCAAGAGGUAAGCCCAUCAUCACAAUGAUGGAAGACAUUCGUCUGUACCUCAUGAAGAGAUGGGCAACAAAUAGAAACAAAAUAUCCACAUAUGAAGGUAGUAUUUGUCCAAAGAUUAAGAAAAGAUUUGACAAGGAACUGCACCUGACAAAAUACUGGAUACCUAGUUGGUCUGGAGAGAAAAUUUUUGAGGUCAGACACAUUUCAAUGAUGAGUGACAAGUAUGUCGUUGACAUUGAUAAACUGGAAUGCAGUUGCAGAAAGUGGACUUUAACAGCUAUCCCAUGCUGUCAUGCACUAGCUGCCAUGACAUUUAUCAACAUCAAUGGAGAAGACUACGUGCCACAUUGGUUUACAAAGUCAACCUACCAAGAAACAUACAUUCCAAUCAUCUACCCUGUCAAUGGUCCUCAGCUAUGGGAAACAACUUCUCAGCCUGAUGUGUUGCCUCCAACUAAAAGAGUCUUGCCUGGUAGACCAAAGAAGAAGAGAAGGCUAGAGGCUUGGGAGCUAAAGAAGGAUGACACACAACUGAAGCAAAAUGGAACUCGUAAGAGAUGUUCCAUAUGUAGACAGGUUGGUCAUAAAAGAAAUACUUGUCCACAAGCUCCUCCAGCAAACCAAACUGAAUAUCAAUCAAGUGAGCAACCUGCAACCCAAGCUCAACAAAGUCAGCCAAUUACUGGACCAAGUCAACUUACUCAGGCAUCUACAACACAAGUUUAAAACUGAUUUAGGAAUUUUGUA
Vigna umbellata (rice bean) is the source of this 782-nucleotide messenger RNA. RefSeq lists its product as uncharacterized. NCBI's taxonomy places the organism in Eukaryota, Viridiplantae, Streptophyta, Magnoliopsida, Fabales, Fabaceae. The record is from RefSeq and is a predicted model, not a curated record. Gene Ontology annotation, molecular function: zinc ion binding.